CAAUAUUUUUGGGCUCUUUCCGUUUGCCUUAUGAAGAAAUAAAAAAUAUAAUUUUAGAGGUUGAUGAAGAGAAGCUAAGUGAAUCCUUGAUUCAGAAUUUAGUGAAGAAUCUUCCUGAGCAGAAAGAACUCAAUGCCUUAGCCGAAUUAAAGGAUGAAUAUAAUGAUCUUGCUGAGCCAGAACAAUUUGGAGUUGUGAUGAGUUCAGUGAAAAUGUUGCGGUCACGUCUCGAUGGGAUCCUUUUCAAGCUUAUGUUUGAAGAGCACGUAAACAAUAUCAAACCUGACAUUAUGGCGGUUACACUGGCUUGUGAAGAGCUGAAGAAGAGUGAAAGCUUUAGUAAGCUUUUAGAGUUAGUGCUAUUCCUUGGAAACUACAUGAACUCUGGCUCCAGAAACGCACAGUCACUUGGUUUUAACAUCAGUUUUCUUUGCAAGAUUCGAGAUACUAAAUCAUCAGAUCAGAAAACAACCCUAUUGCAUUUUCUGGCAGAAAUCUGUGAGGAGAAUUACCGGGACAUCUUAAAAUUUCCAGAUGAAUUGCAGCAUGUUGAGAGUGCAAGUAAAGUUUCAGCCCAGACUCUGAAGAGCAACCUUGAGUCAAUGAACCGUCAGAUCCAGCGCCUAGAAAAUGACAUUCGGAAUUUCCCUAAAACGCAAGAUGAACAUGAUAAGUUUGUAGAAAAGAUGAGCAUAUCCUUUUUGUGUGUCUUCAUUGGUGAUCGGAACAUUCUGAUCAUCUGGUUAA
This is a messenger RNA of Cariama cristata (Red-legged seriema), 747 nucleotides long. RefSeq names its product protein diaphanous homolog 2-like. Gene Ontology annotation, biological process: actin filament polymerization. The annotation marks the transcript as partial. Gene Ontology annotation, molecular function: microtubule binding; actin binding. The transcript has 5 exons. Lineage: Eukaryota; Metazoa; Chordata; Aves; Cariamiformes; Cariamidae. The record is from RefSeq and is a predicted model, not a curated record. Gene Ontology annotation, cellular component: actin filament; cytoplasm.